Messenger RNA from Xiphophorus couchianus (Monterrey platyfish), 511 nucleotides. Its product is annotated as circumsporozoite protein-like. The transcript is spliced from 4 exons. The record is from RefSeq and is a predicted model, not a curated record. Bases 43 to 477 code for a protein of 144 amino acids. NCBI's taxonomy places the organism in Eukaryota, Metazoa, Chordata, Actinopteri, Cyprinodontiformes, Poeciliidae.
AGCCUCAGUUGUUGGUUGUAACUUUAGGUUGUGGUAGGAAACAUGGGAGGUGCUUGGAUUCUCUUAACCUUUGCAGUGGCAUCGUGGCUUAAAGGGUCCUGUUUACCCAUUUCUCAAAGUGAACUGCAUGAGGAGCAAAAGAACUUAUUGGCUGAAAAAGAAAUUGCUGUGAAGAACAUUAUCCAGUCAAGGUAUUCCAUGAUGCUGCAAAAAGUUCAACUGGAAGCCAAAGAAGUGGACGCCGCCCCCAACAACGCGUCAAGCGACGCCGCCCCCAACAACGCGUCAAGCGACGCCGCCCCCAACAACGCGUCAAGCGACGCCGCCCCCAACAACGCGUCAAGCGACGCCGCCCCCAACAACGCGUCAAGCGACGCCGCCCCCAACAACGCGUCAAGCGACGCCGCCCCCAACAACGCGUCAAGCGACGCCGCCCCCAACAACGCGUCAAGCGACGCCGCAACUUCCAGUUCAUGAAAAUUUUCAAUAAAUGCAUUAUACUUGAUUCCCA